AUGGAAAAAUAUGAGAACCUAGGAUUAGUUGGAGAAGGGAGCUACGGAAUGGUGAUGAAAUGUAGGAAUAAAGACAGCGGAAGAAUUGUGGCUAUCAAGAAAUUCUUAGAAAGUGACGAUGACAAAAUGGUUAAAAAAAUUGCUAUGAGAGAAAUCAAGUUACUAAAGCAACUGAGACAUGAAAAUCUUGUAAAUCUGUUAGAAGUGUGUAAGAAGAAAAAACGAUGGUACCUAGUUUUUGAAUUUGUUGACCACACAGUUCUCGAUGACUUGGAACUCUUUCCAAAUGGACUAGACUAUCAAAUAGUCAGAAAGUACUUGUAUCAGAUUAUUAAUGGAAUUGGAUUUUGCCACAGUCAUAAUAUCAUACACAGAGAUAUAAAACCAGAGAAUAUAUUAGUUUCCCAGUCUGGUGUUGUCAAGUUAUGUGAUUUUGGAUUUGCCCGUACCUUGGCUGCUCCUGGGGAGGUUUAUACUGAUUAUGUGGCAACCCGGUGGUACAGAGCUCCAGAACUGUUGGUUGGUGAUGUCAAGUAUGGCAAAGCUGUUGAUGUGUGGGCCAUUGGUUGUUUGGUAACUGAAAUGCUUAUGGGAGAACCCCUGUUUCCUGGAGAUUCUGAUAUUGACCAGCUAUAUCAUAUCAUGACAUGUUUAGGUAAUUUAAUUCCAAGACAUCAGGAGCUAUUUUAUAAAAAUCCUGUUUUUGCUGGAGUAAGGCUGCCUGAAAUCAAGGAAACUGUUCCUCUGGAAAGGCGCUACCCCAGACUCUCUGAAGUAGUGAUAGAUUUAGCAAAGAAAUGUUUACAUAUUGACCCAGACAAGAGACCGUUCUGUGCUGAGCUCCUGCAUCACGAUUUCUUUCAUGUGGAUGGAUUUGCUGAGAGGUUUUCUCAGGAACUACAGUUGAAGGUACAGAAAGAUGCAAGAAAUAUUUCUUUAUCUAAAAAAUCUCAAAACAGGAGGAAAGAAAAGGAAAAAGAUGAUUUAGGUGAAGAAAGAAAAACACUUAUGGUUCAGGAUACCAAUGCUGAUCCCAAAGUUAAGGAUCCAAAAGCAUGUCGAACAAAAGCAUCAAAAACUGAUGGAGAAAAAAUUGAAAAAGGCAUGCGAACGUCAAACGUCAGCUCUCUCCAUGACAAUGGGACAAGUCAUGCCAAAACAGUGCCUUCAACAAGCCUUAGAGACUACAGCAAUGGCAAUGUGGAUCACACACGGAAUCCAGGCAUGGCCAUCCCUCCACUUGCACACAACCUUUCCGCUGUGGCUUCUGAAAUGAAUUCUGGCAUGGGAACUGUCCCAGGAGUUCAGAGUUACAGAGUGGAUGAGAAAACAAAGAAGUAUUACAUCCCAUUUGUGAAACCAAGCAAACAUUCUCCUUCAGACAUUUUUAAUAUUAACAUGGCCACCCCAGUUGCUAGUGAGAAGAGCCUCCCCCAGGCAAGUAAGAAAAGAAGAGAAAAAGAAGGAACAAAGACAGAUGUCCGUUUGCCUGAACUAAAUUAUAAUCAUCUCCCUGAACUACGAGCCUUGGAAGGAAUAGCUCGAAAUUCCAGGCUAAUAAGGAAAGAGAAUAAAAAUCUUCCAGAAUCUCGAAUUCCAUCUCUGGCCUCUAUUGACCUCCACACUCCCACUGCUGUGUUGCAUCAGGUAUCAGGGUCUCCUUUGUCACAGGCUUCGGAGGCUGACUUCCGUCGCAUGGAACACCAGCACUGA
Elephantulus edwardii (Cape elephant shrew) is the source of this 1713-nucleotide messenger RNA. It is a transcript of the gene CDKL2, whose product is annotated as cyclin-dependent kinase-like 2 (CDC2-related kinase). The record is from RefSeq and is a predicted model, not a curated record. Gene Ontology annotation, cellular component: nucleus. Gene Ontology annotation, molecular function: cyclin-dependent protein serine/threonine kinase activity; ATP binding. NCBI's taxonomy places the organism in Eukaryota, Metazoa, Chordata, Mammalia, Macroscelidea, Macroscelididae. Bases 1 to 1713 code for a protein of 570 amino acids. The transcript is spliced from 12 exons. Gene Ontology annotation, biological process: protein phosphorylation.